Lagopus muta (rock ptarmigan) is the source of this 6443-nucleotide messenger RNA. RefSeq names its product von Willebrand factor C domain containing 2 like (gene VWC2L). Gene Ontology annotation, molecular function: protein binding. Gene Ontology annotation, biological process: negative regulation of BMP signaling pathway. Gene Ontology annotation, cellular component: AMPA glutamate receptor complex. NCBI's taxonomy places the organism in Eukaryota, Metazoa, Chordata, Aves, Galliformes, Phasianidae. The record is from RefSeq and is a predicted model, not a curated record. The transcript is spliced from 3 exons. The coding region runs from base 2539 to 3105 and encodes 188 amino acids.
GUGGGGCAGCCAUGCCCAUCCCCAGGGCUGGGGAGUCCCCGCAGGGGAGCAGGGCCCGCCGGGCGCUGGGCUCCUCCGCCCUCCCUCUGCCUGCCCGCCGCCUCGCCAGCCCCCGCGCCCCGCUUCUCCCCCCUCCUUCCCCGGCUGUGGCAAAUCCUGCACUGCAAGAUAUCCGCUGGGCAUAGGGAGGGGAUCUCUCUGUUGUUGUGUUUUUUUCCUUCUUCCCUCCCCCCCCGCUCCGUCUCCCUACCCUCCACUUGAGACCUGAGGAAAUCCAGCCCAAGUUCUCCGCGAUGACUGCGCUGCUGGCAUCAGGGUUUCUCCACGGCAUCCCUGCCUCCGGAGCGCCGCGCCGCUGCUCGCUCUGAAUCCUCGGCGCCGGGUGAAAGCUUAAUUCUCAUGCCGUGGUUGCUGGGCUGCUGCUUUCCUGCAUUUUGCAAUGGGAGGUGGAGGAGAAGGGAUUGUCCUUGAGUCAACGCUGAAAAUGUGAUUAGGAAGAACUGCUUUCACUAAUUUUUGUCUAACCUUUUAGUCCAUGUUGGCCUGUGACCCCUCGCAGCUUUCAGACCGAGCCUGAUUAGGUAAGUGUGAAUUAUUCACUAGGGGCGAGGGACGGUGGAUGGAAGCGUUUUAAUCAGGCACUUAGCGAUGGUCCUGGCCCCUCUCCCGAUGAGAAAUGAUGAGAAAGUUGGGCUGUAAACUAAUUGCGAGCAGAGCGGCGCUUGUUUACUUGUUGCAGUCUGUCGGUGCGAGCUGCCUGCAGUCUGUCUGAUCUCCGCCUGGCAGUUGCUGUGGGACAGCUCGGAUGGCCACGGGCUGUAGGAAACACUGUGCUCUUAUUUAUGAGCUUCAGAGAACUUUUGGUUUUUAAUUUGGAGAGCUCCCUCCUCCAACUUCAGCACCUUCUCUCCAUUGUUCCAUGUUUCCCCAGACGUGAAUUACUUCAUUUUCUCCUGCUGUGUUACGUUUGUUUGUUUCUUUCCUAAAUAUCCACCAAUCUGCAGUAUUGCAACCUACCUGUAGCAUUUAGGUGGGCAUCCACUUUGAAGCCAGCUAGAACAGCACGAACCUCCCGAAUCCCAAACAGCAUGUUACAAUAGGUGCUGCUGGCAGGUGUAAGAGGAUGCCUGGUCCUUGUGCUAGGAAUGCAGCUAGCACUUCAAUUAAGAAGAUAUCUUUUGAAUUUGAUAAAGCUUGUGUAAUAUCCGGUGUCUCCCUCUGUUGUGGCUUUGGAAAAACUGCUUUGUCAACAGGAUCCCUCAACUGCUUUUCCAGGAGUAAAGCUUGCUGCCACUGCUGCUUUCCUUCAGCUAAGGAGAAUGAAUUGCUCAACAUCUGCAGGUCGUCUAAAAUCCCAGUGCUGAAGGAAUACCCCCUGGGGGUGGAGGGGGGCAUGUUUGGCUGUGUAGGCGUUGCGCGUUGUGCGCUGUGCGUCUGCCUGCCCGCAGACAAGCCGUGCUUGGUGAGUGCUUCCCCUCCUCAAUGCAAAGCUAACAUCUUAUCUCGCUGAAAAGUUUGCUGCAGCACUUUGCCUGGUCCUCCGUGGAGGGGCCAGAAGCCACGGCACAGCUGCUGCUCGCGGGCUGGGCGGUGAUGUGGCACGGCGGGCAACCAAUCGCACACCCAGGGAUGCACGGAGCCUCUCUCCGAGCUCAGCCCUGAGGCCAGGCAGAGCUUCUUUGUCCCUCUGUGGAGCUGAGCACGGCCAGGUUGGGCAGUGCUGCGGCGCUCCUGAAGUUUUAGUGAGGUUCCAGCCACGAUUCAGCAGCUCUGCACACCACGCAGGCAUUUAGCAUCCUGCUCUCAGCAUUUCUCCCAGGGAAGCACCGGAAUGCUGAAUACUGGAGGAGAAUCGCGUCGUGUGUUCAGUCAGGAUCAUACAGACCUGCUGCUGGCAGACCAGGCAGCUCCUCUUCCUUCUCCUAAAUGCUGCAUGUGAAACUCUGCUGCUCCACCUCUCAUGCACCGCGUACAGUCCAGCUCCAUCUUCUAUGCUGGAUGCAGAUCUGCCUGCAGAGUGUGCUUCCCUUGUUCUUCAGCCCCCCUCUGUUUGAUGAACAGGGCUGUGUGCCACACAGAAGGACGAUGGCCACAGCAGGAGGUUAAGGCCACGCUUAAGCUGGGGUUCAAAUCCCUCCGGGCUGUCCGUGCCCAUGCGACUCCAGGCAGCUGCUGUAACUUCUGAUGCAACAGGAAACUCUGCACACGAGGGAAAUAAAAAUGAGGUGAUUCUCUGAGCCAUCGUUUGUAUAGAGAUGUUUUGUGGGCAUACACUUACAGAAGUGUGUCUAAUUUAUGUAUUUCAUGUGCUUUAUUCUCAUUACACAUAACUCAGGAGAGGCUUAUUCCAAAUGAAGCAGUGAUAGCUAUCUGCACAGUUUGAAAGCACUGAUUUAUUCUUUCAUGCUGGUUGAAGGUACAGCCCUUAUUAGUUGAUGUUCCUUAAUACUUUGAAUUCUCACUUAAAAAUGUUUGCUUUCAGACCACAACACUGGUCUCCUUAUGGAAGCAGCUGUUUCUAUCCGGCCCUGAGAUCCCAUGGAGAAGCUGAGGAGGGGGAUGGCUCUUCACAUCCAUGAAGCCUGGAUACUGCUGUUUGUAAUCCCUGGCUUGGUCACGCCGGCUGCCAUCAACCACGAAGACUACCCCGCCGAUGAAGGGGACCAGACCUCCAGCAAUGACAAUCUGAUCUUUGAUGACUACCGAGGGAAGGGUUGUGUGGAUGACAGUGGCUUUGUGUACAAACUGGGAGAACGCUUUUUCCCGGGGCAUUCCAACUGUCCCUGCGUUUGUACUGAGGAUGGACCUGUUUGCGAUCAACCCGAAUGCCCUAAAAUCCACCCAAAGUGUACAAAAGUGGAACACAAUGGAUGCUGUCCAGAAUGCAAGGAAGUGAAAAACUUUUGUGAAUAUCAUGGAAAAAAUUACAAAAUAUUGGAGGAAUUUAAGCCCUCGCCAUGCGAAUGGUGUCGCUGCGAGCCCAGCAAUGAAGUUCACUGUGUUGUAGCAGACUGCGCAGUUCCCGAGUGUGUCAACCCGGUCUAUGAACCAGAGCAGUGUUGUCCGGUCUGCAAAAAUGGAAGUCCUGAAAUGGCCAGAUUUUAAGGUUGCAGUUAAAAACCCUUCAGUCAAAGUCUAUGCAAUAUGCUGAUUGCUUGUGCAGAUGCAAGCUGAGCGUGGCCGGCCAAGACGAAGACGUGUCCCCACACUGGACCUUGCUGGACUCCACAACUCCAUCCAUAGGUCCUGGAGAACGAAGCUGGUAGAGCAGCGUGGCUGUGUCACGCUUUUGCUCGUGGUGGAUAAAAUAUCUGUGGAAGCCACAUGGAUUUUUGAGCACUCAGUUGACCCCAUCGCCACUAGCAGCCCAUCCCGAUGGCACGCAAGGGGCCAGAGGAGGGAUUUACCCUUCUUCAAGCAGCAUUUGCCCAGCACAUGGGGACAGGGGGAUGCUUCGCAGCCUUAUGUGCAGAUGUAGAGCCUCCAACCUGAAUCAGGAGUCUUCCAUUUUGGACACCGACACGAGUCAGGAGUCUUCUUCCAUUUUUGCAGAACUUGUAGAAGCUGCCUUAACAUUGUGACAGCAAAGCCCGUCAAGGCUUCAUGCCUAGCUAUGAAAAUCAAUGCUUUUGAAGCUUGAACACGGAAGAAAAUUCCUGCCACUACAAAGGAUGCUUUUUUGAUUGUUUGUCAGCUAAUGUUCUUUGUGUUUACCAGCAGGAAUGUAAACUGGUGCCCUGUUAGCUCAAUUAAAGGAGCGAUUUGAUUAGCAACCGAGGAAGAAAGGGAUUGAUUUGAAAGCUGGUAAAAGAUCAAGACUGAAAACAAGGCAGCGUAUUUGGGCUAGGCCAUGAUUGACCUGACAAAAUACUUCAAUGCUUACUUUACCGUUCCUUUAAAAAGGAGUUAUUUCACUGAAAUUGAUUUUCAGUGGUGUUUGUUCACCUCCAUUACUUCGGGCCAAGUGUUUAAAGGCAGAUAGAUGCCAAAUUUUCUGAUGAGAGUGAAGUGCGGAGGUGUCCAUGAAGCCCUGGAUUGGUUUUGAAAGUCUCACGCAGUUGGAUUUUCCAGCUUAAAUAUACUCAAGACUGUGACCUGCACCCUGUGGACACGGCUGUUGGAAGCCAUCUAGAAGAGCUUUGGAUAAACCUUCCAAAACUUGCCUUCGAGUGGAGUUGGGUUGAGUAUGGGUACUUCCCGAAGCUUAGAAGGAAAUAGCAGGAGCUGAAAGCUAUCCUGAAUUUGUACCCAGGAUCCUAACCGUGUUCCCAUGCCUCCAUUUCAAGCAGAGCUUGGAAUGAAUGUCUUUCAACACCCUAAAUGGCAGGAUGGUGAGAAGCUGUUUGCUGGAUGAGACUUGCUCCAAAGCUGCUUUGGAGGCCUGCACUGUUCUUCAGAUGGAGAUGGUUGUGAAGAAGCAUCUGCUUACUGGGGAAAACGUUGCUGGAAUUUGUGUGCACAGAUCUACGGCGGCAGUGGUUCAAGAUCCACUGUCGUCAUAGUGGUAUUUUGUAGAGGAGUGGUGGGUUGGUUGGGAUCUUUUGGAGAAGAAGGUCCUAGGCUGAGGUUGGGAACCUGUUGCAGAGCACAAGCAGACUAAACAGUGCUGAAAUCCAAGCAGGCAUGGUUACUGCAGUUCCCCUCCCACCUAAUUGAAUUCUGGGUGUAACGCAGAAGACUAAAAAUGACAUUUUUAUCCAAUUACGUUGCUGUAAAGCAUGCGAGAGAAACCCACAGCCAAAUCCCAGGUCUGUGGUACUCAGUGUAACCCCAGCAGAGGGGCUGACUCAUAUUUACUCCUGCUGAGGAUCUGACCUGCAGUAGCUAAUUUCUCUGGGUGACUCACAGGCAAACUGCAGAAGACUGGGGUGCUUUGCAUGGUCAGGCUUUCUAAAAGGAUUAGAGAUGGUUUUGCUUUUGCUGCUCUGAAAGGUUGGGCUUAUUAGGCAUAUUUGUGUGAGAAGAGAGGCAUGACGUUGUCUUCAUGUAUUUCUAAUUUCAUGAAUGUUUAAUGCUUCUUUUAUUGGAGCCAACAUAUAUGUAGAGUAGGGGACUUUAACAAGGGGUUGACUUAUGUCAAACAGUUGAUGUUUGAGCUGCUCCUUUUACACGAAAUGCAGACUUUACAAAGCAAAGAGACUGUAAUGAAAAUAUGAAUUAAAGAUUAGAGCUGAGCAAGUCCAAGAAAACUUAGAAUUCAAAAAGGCACUUGGAUGUUUUCUUCUCCUGCUUCCCUCUCCUUCCCUCCACCUUCUCAGCUGUCUCCAUCCUCUUUGCUCCAUUGUCUCGCAUCUCAGCUGCUGGUCCCUGUUGUCCAAAGAUGCCCUUCUGCCUGUGAACAUCAGCAUCCGUUUCCUUCCAACCCUUUGUACUCAUACUACCCCUCUCUUCGUGCCCUUGCUUUGCACCGGGGUGUUCACCCUCUCAGUGCAGGUGUGACAGCUCAGUGCUGCAGCACAGGUUGAAAAGAGCUUGGCUGGUUGAGGGUAAUUACUUGGUUUUUUUUCUGUUUGUAUUUAGAAAACCCUUGUGCUGUGUUGAUCAGAAUUUAUACCUAAGGUUGAAGAGCUUAGGCUUAGUCAUCAGCAAAUAAAAGCCCAGAGGAAGAGAGAAUCUUGCUUUAUUUGCUUUGGCUGCUUUUGUUGGUGUGGUGUGGUUCCUCCUGCCCUGCUAAUAGAACAAAAUAAGGGAUGGAUGGGCAGUGAGUUCACCCACCAGACCCUAAUCUUAAGCACUGUGUGUGGGGGCUCCCUUGGUUUAUUCUUUCUAGAUGAACUCUAGGAUGUACUGUCUCUCACCCGGGAUUGCCACAAGGAGUUCAGUGCGUAGCUCUAAGAUACAGUACAAUCCCACAGCUGAUGUAAAUGAAUGCAUCUCGUUUUGCAUAAAAUAAGCUACGUUUUCCUCCCAGUUGAAAAUGUUUUGUGGCAGCAGUUUUGUUCUGGUAGAGAAGCUCAGAGCUCUUAGAAUAAAUGAAGCAGGAGCUGAUGUACCAAAGCCAAAAGCCCCAGUGUCACGUGCAGGGUUGUAUUGUGAGAUGGGUCUGCAUGAGGGUGCACACACACAGUUCUCCAGGAUGCUUCCAUGCUCGGGCUUUCUUUGCUGCUUCUUGUAGAGAGUAUAAGAGGAGGAAGGCAAUGUGCUGGCCAGAAAGUGCUGACUCACGGCACCAUGCCUGGGAGAAAGGCCAAUUAUAGCAAACUUGCUGUUCUUACUCUUAAAAAGGUCGGGGAAAAAAAAACUUGGAAUGAUCAGCUGCCCCCAUUUUAAUGCUUCCAGAAUGAACCAACUCUAAUCUUGGGAGGCUGACUAUCCAUCUAGAUCUUCAUUUUAUCGUAGAAUCACAGAAUGGUUUGGGUUGGAAGAGACCCUUAACGGCCACCUGGUCCAACUGCCCUACAGUGAGCCAAUCCUUCAAUGGAGGAGGGAUACAGACUAUUUCA